AUGGCUUCCUUCAGCCCAGCCAAUCUCAGCGCCACCCUCUUUACCCUGCGUGGCUUCCCGGGGCUAGAAGGGGCACAUCAGUGGAUCGGCAUCCCCAUCUUCUCCGCCUACCUGGUUGCCGUGCUGGGCAACUGCACCAUCCUGUACGUCAUCUGGGCAGAGCCCAGCCUGCACCAGCCCAUGUACUAUUUCCUGGCCAUGCUGGCUACCACCGACCUGGGACUCUGCCUCACCACCAUGCCCACCGUCCUGGGAGUCCUCUGGUUCCAGCUGAGGAAGAUCAGCAAGCAUAGCUGCCUAGCUCAGCUCUUCAUCAUCCAUUCCUUCUCCUUCAUGGAGUCAGCCGUGCUCUUCGCCAUGGCCUUGGACCGCUUCUUGGCCAUCUGCUUUCCCCUGAGGUAUGCACUUCUGCUGACCACCAGCAGAGUGGCCAGAAUUGGCCUGCUCCUCCUGACCAGAAGCACCAUGCUCCUGGUGGCCCCCAUGGCAUUUCUCCAGCACUUCCCCUAUUGCCCAGGAGCUGCCCUUUCUCACUCCUACUGCCUUCACCAGGACGUGAUCCGCUUGGCUUGCGCCAGCACCACCUUCAAUACUUUCUAUGGCCUCAUUGUCAUCCUCCUCACCCUGGGCUCGGACCUCCUCUUCAUCCUCAUCUCCUACAGCCUGAUCCUGAAGACAGUCCUGGGAAGAACCUCGGGGGGUGAAGGCCCCCACAAGGCCCUGGGCACCUGCGUCUCCCACCUCUGUGCCGUCCUGGUCUUCUAUGUACCAGUCCUGGGGCUCUCCGUGGUGCACCGCUUUGGCCAGCACGCCUCCCCCCUUCUCCACGUCAUCAUGGGCAACAUCUACAUCCUCCUCCCGCCCCUGAUGAACCCCAUCAUCUACAGCAUCAAGACCAAGCAGGUCUACAGUAGGAUCCUCCGAAUAGCCUCAAUCAAGAGAGUCUGA
Messenger RNA from Heteronotia binoei (common prickly gecko), 948 nucleotides. Its product is annotated as olfactory receptor 51V1-like. NCBI's taxonomy places the organism in Eukaryota, Metazoa, Chordata, Lepidosauria, Squamata, Gekkonidae. Gene Ontology annotation, cellular component: membrane. Gene Ontology annotation, biological process: G protein-coupled receptor signaling pathway. The coding region runs from base 1 to 948 and encodes 315 amino acids. The record is from RefSeq and is a predicted model, not a curated record. Gene Ontology annotation, molecular function: olfactory receptor activity; G protein-coupled receptor activity. The transcript has a single exon.